This is a messenger RNA of Abrus precatorius (Indian licorice), 3613 nucleotides long. RefSeq lists its product as uncharacterized. The record is from RefSeq and is a predicted model, not a curated record. The transcript is spliced from 8 exons. Bases 472 to 3066 code for a protein of 864 amino acids. NCBI's taxonomy places the organism in Eukaryota, Viridiplantae, Streptophyta, Magnoliopsida, Fabales, Fabaceae.
AUGCAGACGUGUCAACAUUUAUUAAUUCUAAAUCGCCGCUCUUUCUUUCCCCCUUCUCUCUCUCUAUCUCUGUGCUUCUGUUUUCUCAUUUUCGUUGUCAUUAUUCUCUCUCUCUCUCUCUCUCUCUCUCUGUUUCUUUCUCUUCGCUGUUAGGGUUUCGUUUCCUUUACUUCAAAAUCAAAAGCUCAGCUUCACCGAAGUAGGUGUAGAUAGAAGCAGUAACACCUUCAAUUGGAAAAUUUAAAGGUUUGUAAUUCCUUUCCUUGAUGAGGAUAAUACGGGUGAUGAUACUAGCAAGGAGGGUAAAGCUUCUGGUUAAUGUGAAGGAGGUUGAAUCCAUGAAAAUAUAAAAGGAUCUGUUUCUGAAUUCCUUUAUUUUUUUCCCUUCCCUGUUACCAAAUGCAAAUUUUAGUGCGUUUGAAUAAGAUGGGUUGAAGUGAUCUGUGUGGUUGCUAGAAAAGUAAACUAGAAAUGGCUAUUGCUGGUCUACACAGUGUGUCUGUGCUCGACUCUUCUUUCCUGAGGGACUCCCAUUCUCAGUCGUCCGGUAGAGGGGGAGAUGGAAGAAGAGGAAGCACCCGGUCAUCUUCACUCUUGCAAAUGUGGCGAGAGAUUGAAGAUGAACAUGUGGUGAAUCAAGUUCAAGCAAGACCUGGUGAAGUGCUUCUUCAACAAAGGAGGGAUGGCUUGAUUGUGGACCUUUCCCAGGAUGAUAGACUGGAUGGCCAAGAAAGAGGGCGGGGCCAUGUUCUUGAAGAUGCAGUUUUGGGUGAGAAUGAGUCUGAAACAUGGUCGCAGUCUCAAAGUCAGAAUGAAUCCCAUGAUGAUCAUGAAGAUUUAAACAAUUCUAGCUGUGAAAAUUCUUCUGAUUUGGGGGAAGUUGAAAGGGAAAGAGUGAGACAAAUUUUCAGGGAAUGGAUGAAUAGUGGUGCUAGGGAUCACGUAUCAAACAUUUCCCGAAGAAAUAAUGGUCCAAGGGGAGAAUGGCUCGGAGAAACUGAGCAGGAAAGGGUGAGAAUUAUAAGGGAGUGGGUACAAACAAGUAGCCAGCAGAGAAGUAUUUCUUCUGCGGAGAAUAGAGAAGAACCAUCUGCUGAAAUUGACACACAAAUUGAACGGGUACGCGAUGGGCAUAUUGUUAACCAGAUUGUGGGCCAAACUGAGCUUGUUCGGAGGGGUAUCCGUAAAUUAUGUGGCCGACAGGUUAUGCUUGAUAUGCUUAAGAAAGCUGAGAGGGAAAGGCAAAGAGAAAUUCAGGAGUUGUUGGACCAUCAUGCCGUAUCUCAUUUCCCCUAUCGUAAUCGCAUUCAGGCACUACUUAGAGGCAGGUUCUUGAGAAAUGAUAGAUCUGUUGAUAAUAACAGGUCCCCUUCGGUUGCAGAAAGUGAAUUGGGCUUAUUGAGACGAAAACAAACUGUAUCAGGUCUAAGGGAAGGAUUUUUCUCUAAAAAGGACAGUAGUGGUUGCAGUCAAGCAACCAGCUAUCUAUCUGAUACCUCAUCUAGUAUUGAUAUUGACUUUAAUACAAAUGAACCAAUGGGAUCAAGCAGUUCGCAUAUGGUGCCAAGUGUACAUUCUGAAUUGUCUGAACCUAACGACAGAGGAAGCAAUGAACAUGGGAUAUCAAGUGGUCAGAGCUGUUUACAAGGAACCACAUGUGAGAAUUUAGAUUGGCAAGACUCUACUGGUCAAGUAGAAGACAAUCAGUUGCAGCUUUUGCAAAUUGAAUCAGUAGAUCGGCAAUCAUCGUUCAAUGAUGGCGCUGAAAUAAGGGAUGACAGCCAUGACACUGAGCAAAAUGUUGAUGUGAUGCCAACUGAAGAUAUUGCUAAUGAACAUACCCAAGAGAAUUUGCAACCUGAUGAUUCGGUGCAUUGUAAUGAUCAAGAAUUUAGCAACGAACAGAAUGAGGAAUCUGAGCUGGGUGAUAUAAGUAAUAGUGAAAACUAUCCUUCAAAUCAUGACAAUUAUGUGGGCGAUAAUGUUGUGGAUGAUGUAAAUUGGAAUGAAUCUAGUGCUCUAGAAGGAGAACAGCCUGAUGCAGUUAUUGGAAAUGAAGGAAGUGACUGGUAUCAGAGUAAUACUGAGUUGAUAAAUAGCACUGAGGAAAAUGUGGAUGAUCAUCAGCUCAGCAAUACAGCAAAUGACUGGCCAGAACAGAGUUCGGGAAAUGAGGAUGUAGAAAACUCUCGUCUGCAAGAAACUCCCGAUGUGUGGCAAGAAGAUGGUGGCUUCCAAGAGGCUGUGGAAAAUUGGUUGGGGGGACCUUCUGAUCAUGAAACUGCUCCAGUUGGUAGAAUUCAUGGAUUUUAUUUCCCUGAUGACGACAAUGUGUACAGUGGUGAACUCAGGGAACUUCUUAGUAGGAGAAGUGUCUCUAAUCUCCUUCGCAGCAGUUUCCGUGAGAGUCUUGAUCAGUUGAUACAAUCAUAUGUUGAAAGGCAAGGUAAUGCGCACAUUGACUGGGAGCUGCAAGAAACAACACCUUCUUCUGCCUCAGUAGAACAAGACCUUGAACAGCAGAGUAGAGAUCAGAUUGUUGGUCAGGAGGGUACUGUUAAUAGUUCACUUGACCUGCCCUCUUUACCUAUACCACCACCUCUGCCUAUUUGGGAUUCACACCCUCAUCGUGACAACUGGUCACAGAAUGACAUAAAUAAUCAGCGUCUAGGAAUCGAUUGGGAGAUUGUUAAUGACUUGAGAAUUGACAUGGCUAGACUACAGCAAAGAAUGAAUAACAUGCAGAGAAUGCUGGAGGCUUGUAUGGAUAUGCAGCUUGAGUUGCAGCGCUCAAUAAGACAAGAAGUUUCUGCAGCUCUAAAUCGAUCAUCUGGAUCGUCAGAAAUACAUGACUGCGAGUCACCAGAAGAUAAAUCUAAAUGGGAAUGUGUAAGGAAAGGACUUUGCUGUAUAUGCUGCGAAAACAAUAUUGAUUCUUUGAUGUACAGAUGUGGGCAUUUGUGUACAUGUUCAAAAUGUGCCAAUGAGUUGGUCCAAAGUAGAAGGAAGUGCCCAAUGUGUCAAGCGCCUGUGGUGGAGGUGAUACGUGCUUAUUCUAUACUAUAAUUUGACAUUAAAAUAAAGGUCACAAUUUUAACAAAAUACACCCUAACAAGUUUUAUCUCCUGGACGUUUCCAGGUAUUCUCUUCGUUUUUUAAUUUUUUGGUUUCUUACUGUGAUUACUGUAUUUAUGUCGAGAGCACCAGUGGAACACAUGAUGGCAUUUUUUUGGGGCCAUGAUUCUGAUAUGAAUAAAAAUGAAUGUUGUUUUUGAAGUUUCGAUUUGCAACUCUUGUUUUUUAUUUUGGGAACAGAAAUCGCGUCAUUUUAAUUCCAAGUGGCUGGACAGUCUAGUAUAAAAUGGAUGUUGCUCCGAAAUGUUAAAAUUCAUGUUUGGUUGCACACUGCAUAUAUAUCAAAAUCAGAUUGGUUUUACUUGAAAGUUGACUGAAGGCUUGUCUGGCUGUUAUGAACCGUUUCAAUGUUGAUUUGUCAUGAAACCAGCACCUUCUGUUACUAGGCUUUGCAGGUUUGUUUAUUGAAGUGUGCCCUGAUGAUUGGUAGAAAUUUCUUGACAAAUGACAGCCUAUCACAACUGAAAAGAAUUCGUUG